Hevea brasiliensis (rubber tree) is the source of this 4978-nucleotide messenger RNA. RefSeq names its product protein CHROMATIN REMODELING 20. The coding region runs from base 249 to 4703 and encodes 1484 amino acids. Lineage: Eukaryota; Viridiplantae; Streptophyta; Magnoliopsida; Malpighiales; Euphorbiaceae. Gene Ontology annotation, cellular component: nucleus. The record is from RefSeq and is a predicted model, not a curated record. Gene Ontology annotation, molecular function: ATP-dependent chromatin remodeler activity; ATP binding; ATP hydrolysis activity. The transcript is spliced from 27 exons.
UGAUAAAAAAAAUCCCAAAAUAUUAAAAAAAAUUUCUUACUUUCUCCCCCUAAAACCCAGGCUCGAUUCGAUACUGCCCUAGCGCUCCCAGGUUGUAGCCUAGAGGGUGGCUUUUGUGGCUUUGUUGUAAUGGUAAAGUUACUCCAUUUAUGACCCAGAGGUCACAAUUCGAACUAAGAAACAGUCUCUUUGCAAAGCAAGGGUAUUCAUUUAGAGUGCUACUUUCUAUCUGAUGUGACUUGGAGAAGAUGGAAGAAAAACAAGAGCAUGUUGAAGAUGUUGAGAGUGCUUCUAGUGAUUCUUUUAUUGCUGAUUCAGAUGUUGACGAACCAUCUACAUCUGGAGAAGAUGAUGGAAUACAUCUUGAGGAACCUUUGACUGAGCAAGAAAUAGAAGAGCUAGUUGCUGAGUUCAUGGAAGUUGAGAGCAAGGCUGCAGAGGCUCAAGAAGCACUUGAGAAGGAGUCUCUUUUCAAAGUGGAGAGUGAUGUGAGAGAGGAGUUGGCACAAACUCUUCAUGCUGAUGAUCUGGAGGCGGCUGUUCAAAAUGAGAUGACUACUUUCAAGGAGGAAUGGGAAGCUGUGCUUGAUGAGCUAGAGACUGAAAGUGCUCACUUGUUGGAACAACUUGAUGGUGCCGGUAUUGAGUUAUCAAGCUUGUAUAAAUGGAUUGAAAGUCAGGUUCCAAAUGGUUGCCAGACUGAAGCUUGGAAAAGAAGGGCACACUGGGUAGGAUCUCACGUGACCAGUGAAAUCAUAGAGGUAGUAGCUGAUGCUGAGAAGUAUCUUCAGAGCCACAGGCCUGUGAGAAGACGGCAUGGGAAACUUUUGGAGGAGGGUGCUAGCGGAUUUCUGGAGAAAAAACUUUCUACAGAUGGAAGCAAGGGAGAUGUAGCAGAAAAUGGAGACGUAGAUUGGGACUCUCUCAAGAAACUAUUUUCAGGUGGCCUUUCUAAGGAUGUUGCUUCAUUUGGUAGUAAGCAUUGGGCUGCUGUUUACCUGGCUAGCACUCCUCAGGAAGCUGCAGAGAUGGGACUCAAAUUUCCUGGAGUCAACGAGGUCGAGGAGAUUGAAGACAUCGAUGGCAGUUCUAGUGAUCCAUUCAUUGCUGAUGCCAUAGCAAAUGAAAAGGAACUAAUUCUUUCUGAAGAACAGAGAAAAAAUUAUAGAAAGGUCAAAGAGGAAGAUGAUGCAAGAAUUGAUCAGAAACUUCAUCAUCAUUUGAAGCAAAGGAGACGUCGUAAGAGAUCUAAACAGGUGAUGGAAGGCAAAGCCAAUGGUCUGUUGUCUCCAUGUGAUAUUUCUGAUGAGAAAACUCAUGAACAUGGGGAAGAUAUGCCAAGUGAAAAUUUGAUGAAAGAUGUUUCUGAAAUUUCUAAGAUCUUGGAUGCGGAACAAGCAAUGAGCAAUGGCAAUUCAGUGUUUUCUGAGCCUGAUAUAAUUGAAUCCAGAAGGUCUAAGCGUGCAAAUGAAAGUGAGGAGCCAAAAAUUGAUGCUAAGAAGAUUCGACCAGUUAUCAUAGACAGUGACGAUGAAGCUGAUAUUGGGAUGCGUCAAUCAGUUUGCAAUGCCAGUAAAGUGGAGGAUCAAUCAAUUUUGCAAGAAAACAUUGGGGACUCUAGUGCUGAUAGCCAUCUUGUGCUUGGUGUGAAUGAGGAGUUUCAUUGUACUGCCUGUGAUAUAAUUGCUCUCGAAGUGCAUUCACAUCCACUUUUGAAAGUAAUUGUUUGCAAGGAUUGCAAAAGCUUAAUAGAGGACAAGAUGCAAUUGAAGGAUCCUGAUUGUUCUGAAUGCUAUUGUGCAUGGUGUGGAAAAAGCAAUGACUUAGUAAGUUGCAAGUCGUGCAAAACAUUAUUCUGUGCCACUUGUAUAAAGAGGAAUAUCGGUGAAGAUUUCUUGUCUAAGGUACAAGCUUCUGGGUGGCAAUGUUGUUGUUGUUUGCCAAGUCAACUACAAAGAUUGACAUCAGAAUUGGAGAAAGCCAUGGAAUCUGAAGAUCUGAUGGUUUCAAGCUCUGAUAGUGAAUCAGAAAACUCAGAUGCAGAUACCCUUGUUGCAAUCAGUAAGAGAAAGAGGAAGAAGAAGAUACGAAGGAUCCUUGAUGAUGCUGAAUUAGGAGAAGAGACCCAAAGGAAAAUUGCAAUCGAAAAGGAACGUCAAGAACGUUUGAAGUCUCUGAAAGUACAGUUUACUGACAAAUCCAAGAUGAUGAGCUCUGCAAGCUGCAAUGGAAGCUUACCUGAAGGUGCAAAUGUUGAAGUACUUGGUGAUGCCGCAACAGGUUAUAUAGUGAAUGUUGUGAGGGAAAAAGGUGAAGAGGCUGUGAGGAUUCCUCCAAGCAUAUCAGCCAAAUUGAAAGCCCAUCAGGUGGCAGGGAUACGAUUCAUGUGGGAGAAUAUUAUUCAGUCAAUUGGGAAAGUGAAAUCUGGAGAUAGAGGUCUUGGUUGCAUUUUGGCUCACACGAUGGGCCUGGGUAAAACUUUUCAGGUCAUAGCGUUCCUGUACACUGCUAUGAGAAAUGUUGAUUUGGGAUUAAGAACUGUACUUAUUGUUACCCCUGUGAAUGUACUUCAUAACUGGCGGCAGGAAUUCUUGAAGUGGAGGCCCUCAGAAGUAAAGCCCCUUCGUGUUUUCAUGCUUGAAGACGUUUCAAGGGACAGAAGAGCAGAAUUGUUUGCAAAAUGGAGGGCUAAGGGCGGAGUUUUUCUUAUUGGUUACACUGCUUUUCGAAACUUAUCUUUUGGAAAGAAUGUAAAGGAUCGAAACAUGGCUAGGGAAAUUUGUUAUGCUUUGCAGGAUGGACCUGAUAUACUUGUUUGUGAUGAAGCCCAUAUGAUUAAGAACACCAGGGCGGAUACAACCCAAGCAUUGAAGCAAGUGAAAUGCCAGAGGAGGAUUGCAUUAACUGGAUCACCUCUUCAAAACAAUCUAAUGGAGUAUUAUUGUAUGGUCGAUUUUGUAAGAGAAGGUUUUCUUGGAAGCAGCCAUGAGUUUAGGAACCGGUUCCAAAACCCUAUAGAGAACGGACAGCAUACUAAUACAACUACCAAUGAUGUGAAAAUUAUGAAUCAGAGAUCUCAUAUCCUUUAUGAACAAUUAAAAGGAUUUGUCCAAAGAAUGGACAUGACUGUGGUGAAGAAGGACUUGCCACCUAAAACUGUUUUUGUAAUAGCUGUAAAGCUGUCUCCAUUGCAAAGGAAAUUAUACAAGAGGUUCCUUGUUGUGCAUGGAUUCACAAAUGAUAAGAUUUCCAAUGAAAAGAUUAGGAAGAGUUUUUUCGCUGGAUACCAGGCACUGGCUCAGAUAUGGAACCAUCCUGGGAUUCUGCAAUUGAGAAAAGAUAGAGAUUACGUUAGUCAUGAGGAAACUGUUGAGAAUUUUAUUGCAGAUGAAAGUUCUAGUGAUGAAAAUAUAGAUUACAAUAAUAUUGUUGGAGAGAAGCCAAGAAGUGCAAAUGAUUUUAUGCACGGGAAAAGCAAUGGUGGAUUUUUUCAGAAGGAUUGGUGGAAUGAUCUUCUUCAUGAAAAUAAUUUUAAAGAGCUUGAUUACAGUGGCAAAAUGGUAUUGCUGAUGGACAUUUUAAGCAUGUGUUCUCAUGUGGGUGAUAAGGCAUUGGUUUUUAGCCAAAGCAUUCCCACUUUAGAUCUCAUUGAAUUUUAUCUUUCAAGAUUGCCUCGACAUGGAAAAAGAGGAAAGUUCUGGAGAAAAGGAAAAGAUUGGUACAGGCUAGAUGGAAGAACAGAGAGUUCUGAAAGGCAAAGACUAGUUGAGAAGUUUAAUGAUCCUGAGAAUAAAAGAGUCAAAUGCACUCUGAUUUCUACUCGAGCUGGAUCUCUAGGGAUUAAUCUUCAUGCUGCGAACCGUGUAGUUAUUGUUGAUGGUUCUUGGAAUCCAACAUAUGAUCUUCAGGCCAUUUAUAGAGCUUGGAGGUAUGGCCAGAAAAAACCAGUGUUUGCUUACAGAUUGAUGGCACAUGGAACUAUGGAAGAAAAAAUCUACAAGCGUCAGGUGACAAAGGAGGGGCUUGCUGCAAGGGUAGUCGAUAGACAACAAGUACACAGGACCAUUUCUAAAGAAGAAAUGUUGCAUCUUUUUGAAUUUGGUGAUGAUGAGAAUUCUGACCCUCUAACUGAGCUUGGCCAAGCAGAUGACCGUGACAUGAGCUGCCAAGUGGGAGAUUCACUGAAACAGAGGGUUCCUCUUUCUCAUGGCGGCUGCUCUUCAGACAAAUUAAUGGAGAGCUUACUCAGCAAGCACCAUCCAAGGUGGAUUGCGAAUUACCAUGAGCAUGAAACCCUUUUGCAAGAGAAUGAAGAGGAAAAGCUAACAAAGGAGGAGCAAGACAUGGCUUGGGAAGUAUAUAGGAGAUCAUUAGAGUGGGAGGAAGUGCAACGAGUUUCUCUUGAUGAAUCCACAUUCGAGCGAAAGCCACCCAUGCCAAGUGUUGUUCCUUCUGCACCAGAGACAAGCAGCUUGCCUACUUCAAGCAUGGCCCCUCCUGCACCUGAGGCUUCUAAUUCCAACGUUACACAUUACAAGGGCAAUUUUAGGAGUCGCAUGUUGCAGAGAAAAUGCACUAAUCUUUCUCACUUGCUGACACUCCGAAGUCAGGGCACAAAAGUUGGUUGCACUACUGUAUGUGGGGAAUGCGCCCAGGAGAUAAGCUGGGAGGAUCUGAACAGAGAUGGCAGGGCGGCACGAUGAGAAAUGCCAUCAUCUCUUGUGUUCAUACACGCUAAUUCUAAUGUAAUUUGUUGUGAUUGUAAAGGGCAGCCGCUGUAGUAUCCAUUUUAUUCAUUUUGGUAGGUAUUGACAGCUAAAAUCCUGUCUAAUCCUUUUCUUUUCUUAAAUUUAUCGUAGAGGGGCACAGCAAUAUAGGGAAUUUUGUAAAUUUACACCAAAGGAAAUUAGGCCUUUGUAAAUUUGAGGUCAUAUUUUCCUUAACGUGUAGUUGUCAAGAAAGCCAAAUCUUAUUCUUA